Messenger RNA from Astrephomene gubernaculifera, 7044 nucleotides. Lineage: Eukaryota; Viridiplantae; Chlorophyta; Chlorophyceae; Chlamydomonadales; Astrephomenaceae. The record is from the annotation of a GenBank genome assembly.
CGCAAUCCCGAUCAACAUACGACAGGUGUUCUAAGCACCGUGAGCUAUUAGUCCACCUCAUCUUGGCUCUGGGCCCCAACUACCGUGAUGAUUUUCCGCGUUUCUUGACAAGCUGACAUAGGGAAUAAUUACAUGUUAUAGCUUCUCAAAGUUUCUGCUAAUACGAAGAUAUUGGUGCUUUACUUGUGUCAACAUGGCGGAAGCUGAGGUGGACGUCGAACAAACGCUCCACAUUGCUCGGGCUGUAAGCGUAUACCGUAUUCCACCGCGGCCUGGGGCAAAUGGCUGGCGCUCAGGGGAAUGGUUGGUGAGCGACAAGCUAUUCAGUGGAAGAUUACGCGUUAUCGGCAAGGGUGAACUCUGCGAAAUCCGCCUGGAAGACCCCAGCAGCGGAGACCUCUUCGCCACGUGUCCCGUACAGUACGGGCAACGCAACGUGUGCGUAGAACCCGUAACUGAUUCGUCUCGAUACUACGUGCUGCGAGUUGAAGACCCCGCCACCCGGCGACAUGCCUUCUUGGGGAUGGGCUUCGACAACCGCUCGGACGCAUUUGACUUCAAUGAGGCCCUGGUACGACACGAGCAACAGGUGGCGCGGGAGCGAGCCACCCGCGCAAGGGCGGCCGAGACGGCUCGCAGCAGCGCCCCUGCCUCCGAUAUAGGACCAGCAGCAGCAGCAGCAGCAGCGGUAGCGGGCUCGCCACCUUCUUCCGGCGGCGCUUCCAACCUAGCGGCGUCCCCUUCCUCCUCCUCGUCCUGGUCAGCCGCCCAGCCGUCCCCUUCCUGGGCGGCUCAGGGCGCCAGCAGCAGUGCAGCGGCGGAGGUGGAGGGCCUGUACCGGCGUACGGCAGAUCUACGGCUGCAGGAGGGGCAAACGAUAAGGGUCAACGUAUCGGGGCUAAGAAAGUCUGGAACCGCAGCGGGAGCAGCAGCAGCUGCAGCGCCAACUUCGGCGGCAGCUGGUGGCAAAGGUUUCCUUGGCGGUGGCGGUACGGCAUCUGCCGUGCUGCUUCCGCCGCCUGCAUCUGGGUCGUCGCCACCGGUUGGACGCGUCGGACUGCUGGCGCCGCCUCCCUCUUCGUCGCCUGUGAGUCUAGGCACUUCGCUGCUGUUACCGGUUGUAUCUACAUCGAGCACCGGGCAAGCCAACAUGGCAGCGAAUUCAUCGUCUAGUGAUCACUGUCACCCAGUGGGCCAGCCGCUCGGAGUUUCAGGCGCCUCAGGAUCAACGAGUCAAUAUGGGAAUGCUGGCAACAAUCGAGUUGGCCAAACAGGGGCUUCGCAGCAACCCGUCGAUAAAGCUUCCGAACAGCACAACUGGGCGACAUUUGAUUGAACUCUUGGAUUAUGCUACAGGCGAUCGAGGGGACAAAAAUUAGCUGGAAAUCGGUGUGCUUGUAGGCGGCUACCCUUUCCAAAUGCAGUACUGGAAAGUUUUCAGGGUCCAUGUACGGAGGAUUCUGCAGUUGGGCUUCUGUACGAGCACAAUCUUAACGACACCAUUUGUGGCGUUCUGAAACUUCCCAGCUAGGGAGCAUGUGGUGCGCAGAAUUCUGCUGUACCUUUGCACAAGCUAACAUGGAGACUAGCUUUGACUAGGCUGGUUGCUCAAAUUGGCUAGCUUCUACGGUAAUUUCAAGAACACUGUUUAGCAGCCGGUCGUCUCUCUUUGCUCUAGAAACGAAGCAAACUUGUUGUCUCUGCUAAGAUCGAGCACUUGAGGUGUAUAGUUUUGGCGGGGCUGAGCUGGCGGCGUCACGGGCUGGUGCCUGGCCCUUCGUAACGUCCCAUCUUGGCACGGACAUGAAGUCGGAGGGUAAUCCUUCCGAGGUUGGUCCCUCUUCGGUAUGCGAAGCUGUCAGCGGCGAAGGGCAAGUCGAAGAUCGCUUUUCUGACGAUGAACACGGACCAGAGUUUGAAGCUCUUCAACACCUUUCGGUGGAAGAGCGGCGAAGAGCGCUUCGGCGUCUUCGCAACCGCGAAUCUGCGCGACGUGUUCGCGCUCGGCGGCUUGCCGAGAUGUCGCAAAUGGAAAGCACGGUGCAGGGCAUGCAGGAGGAAAACGCGGCCCUCAAGGCGCACGUCAGCAAGCUGCAAAGCCACAUCCAGUCGAUGACGCUCAAGGUGUACGAGAUUACCUCCAAGUACGAGGCAGCGGUGGCGGAAAACGCGCAGCUACGCUCCGAGUUGCAGCUCUUUCGGCCCUCUCUUCCGACGGCGCUGCGCGCGGAGAGCGGCAAUGUCCCCGCCGCCUCCGCCGCCGCUGCAGCAGCCGCUGCAGCUGGCUUCUCCGGUGCGUCCCUCUCACACCACCUCUCGCCCUUCAUCGCACCCGGGCACCAAGACGCCACAACUCCCACCGCCGCGGCAGUCGCAGCCGCGACUGCUGCGUUUGCGGAUGCCAACACCGCGACCGCUGGCAACACCGGCGGCGGUGGCAACGCUGCAUGUCAGCCCCAGCCCCCGCCUCCACUUCACCACCACCAGCAGCAGCACCCGCUGCUGCCAUCGGGGCUGUCGCAGCUGCGCGCCAGCAGUCCGGUGGACCUGCAGCACCAGCGGCAGGCGCUGGAGGAGGUGGUGAUGCUGCUACAGGAGCACAAGCGGAGGAACCAGGCGGCAACAGCUGUGCAGGAUCGCUCGGCUUCCGAAUUGGGAUCCAGCGGCGUGGGUGGCCCCAACGCCAGCAGCAUCGUCACAGGCCACACGCUGGCCUCCGACACGCCCACACCAACCCCCGCCGCCGCUGCUGCCGCCGCCGCCGCCACCCCAGCCUGCACCUUUGGCGGCGCCGCGGGCACUGGCAGUUUCAGCCUGGGCAGCGGAAGCAGCUUUGGAAGGGUGGUCGGCAGCGGCGGGUGGCAGGGCAGCAGCAGCCUUACCUAUGCAGGAAGUGAGCCGGUGGGAAGGGCGACCUCCCUUAUGGGUGCAGCCCCCAUGGAUAUCUCGGUUUCACAGAGUAUUGGAGCGACGGGGAGCGGAUGCGAUCUGCGGGCGUGUCAAUCUGAGGUUCUAAUGGGAAGCAUGCAACGACAGCAGCAGCAACAGCAUGCUUUGCAGCAGCAGCAGCAGCUGCAACAACCGUCACUGAUGCAGUCAGGAGGGGGAUCUCUAGGCGCCGUGAACAACGCCGCCGUACUGGCUCAAUUGGGCCUCUCCGUGUGUAUGGAUGCGAUUCGCAUGCCGUCCGUCGCGGCGUUGCAGCAGCAGCAACAACAGCAGCAACAACAGCAGCAACAGCAGCAGCAACAGCAACAGCAGCAGCAACAACAGCAGCAACAGCAGCAGCAACAGCAGCAGCACCAACAACCGCAGCAGCACUCGUUUGUACGUCAAGGCAACAACCCUUUCCCGUUGCAUCUCCCGCCGCGGCCGCCAUCCUCGCAACAACAGCAACAACAGCAGCGACAGAUUGACAAAGAGCACGUUGCAGCAAAGCUUGGAAGCCGCAGCAGCAUGAGCUACAACCCGCAACUGCUGUCACAGCUGCAACCCUUCCUGGGCAACACAAUGCCCAUGCUGCCACCCAUGCCAUCGCUCCAGCACCCCUCCAGCAACCUCCAAUCCGCCGGUUCCGGGGCCCUGAACAGCGGGGCGGCCGGGCUCUCGGGCCCUUUCUACUCUGCAACAUCCAACGCAGGGUCGUUGUAUCCCAUCACGGGUUCUGGGCUUGCUGGGUUUGCGGGCGCGGGAGCAGCUGGAAACGGUUGCAGCAUGCAGCUGGGUCAUGCCUCGAGCGGCGGCUUGGCGACGAUGAGCGCAGGCGGUGGUGCUGACGGCGGCGGUGGCAGCAUUGGCGCGGUUGGCGGCAGCUUCGGUGGACAACAGCAACAACAGCAGCAGCCACUAGGCUGCAAUGCAAGCGCGCCCUUUGCGUUUGACCGGUCAAACUGCGCGAGCGUUCAAAAUGUGGUUGCGGUCAAUCCGUCCUGGCAGCAUCAAAACGGCUUUGCUACAGCGGCGAGUGCUCCGGGGAUGGCUGGGUGUGGGGUUGCGAUGGCACUGGGUGCCGGCGGAGGUCGCUCGGAGGAGAUUGCGGAUGACUUGUUCAUGUCUCUUGACGAAUUUGUGCCCCAGGACUUGUAGUGCUGCCCUGCUUUACUACUUGGAACGCCUGAGGCCUACACCGCAUCAGGGUUGUGCUUCUCGGCCCUGCUACCCCGGCCCUUGCGAUGCUUCAGUACGACAUGGCUGCGUUUUUCGGCGGUGGUUGUCGUUUAUAGAAUCGGCUGUGCAGUGGUAUCGGCUAUAUGGAUGCUCGGAGCUAAUGCUUCGUGAGGGAGGAAUAUUCGCGCCGAAUUCGACGUGCACUGCAGGUUGCGGGAUUUGCCUGGCUGGCUGCUUAAUGACUGGGUAACGGCUGGUUAAUGGCUGGGUGAUGGCUGGUUAAUGGCUGGUUAGUGGGGAGUAAUCACACGCCAUCCUACACGUGCCCCAGGAUAUACUUGUGCCGUCGAGGUUUAUGUUUCAAGUUUCGGAGUGCAAAGGCGUGCCUGGUUAGGACAUGGAUGGCAGCAGGUUGAUUGGUCACCAUGCCGGGGCUGGCGUGCUUGGUCUGGUAAGUGAUAUGGCGCGACAGACGCACGGUUGCGCUGCACCAUGACACGGCUUUUGGUUGGCAUAGCACCCGUAAUGCGUAGGGGGUAAUGCACCUUCGGAGAUCUUCACUGCUCUACGGUUCUGGUGCCGGGCGCUGCUGCCGGAUGCUGGCCUGCUAUCGCCCCUUGCGCAUAACGCAGAGUCCUCAACGAACGAAGCGUAAGGAGCAGAUGAUGCGGGCGGCUGGUUAAACGCUGCUGGGUGUUGUUUGACGUGAGGUUCGGCCGCUUGUUGCCUUUGGGGACAUGCCAGAAGUGUUGGGGAGCGAACGUAGCUGCAUGUUUCUCAAAUUUUGCCUGCCUUGCGACACUGACGGUGAUGUACGGAGGGAUGUACGGAUGGAUGUGGAAGUGUACGGACUGAGGUGUCGUACAUACAGGUAUUUGGCGGCCGUAUGUGUCCAGCUGUUUGGGCUGUUACUGAGGCCUCAAAAAGGGAGAGGAAGUGGAGGCGGCAAGGGCUCUGGAGUGGGGUGGAGCUGGCUGGUGGUUUGGCACAGCUAAGGCCCAGCAGCAUGGGUAGUGGCCGUGUGCGUUAGUGCAGCCUGGGCGGUGUGGGCAUUGCAUUGGUGGUUUUGCUUUGGCGGUGCGAGGGGCAAAGGAUUGCGGCAUGCACGUUUGAUGACCCACGGGUCUCAGAUGAGAAAGCUGUCUUGCCAUUCGGGUCUUGCCAUCGGCGGUCGGCGGUUUUCGCUUGGCGACCCUGUGGCUCUUUCUCCUUGGGAGACGAAUGCGCGGAUCGAAACACGUUUGGCAUCGAAACACAUGUGGGCCUUGUGCCGCAGAAACGUACGGCAACAAGGGCUGCCUUUCUUUAGCGGCAAGAGUUGCCGAUCUUGCCGAUCCUUCCUUAUUCCUUAGGCACCAAUAAGAACCAUCGAUGUGCCAUCGUUAAUAAGGUUAAAUAAUGGCUGCGUUGGCUUUUGGGACGUUUGCCGUGGCGUUGGAAUUACUACGCCGCUGUUUCGAAGCGCGACGCCCCGCCGGUGCCCUCCAUGUUGUCUGGUCAAGCUGCCUGCUCGUCUGGUGGCUUUCAGCAGCCCUCAGCAGCAGCAGUAGUACUGUCGUAAUAAUGCGAUGUCGUUGACCGUUGCUUUCGCGCUGAAUGCUUUAUUUGCUGUGGCAAAUGUUGUUGAUGUGCUAAAUGGCUAUGCGAACGUUAGGCAUCGGAAGCUUUUCCUCCGAGCCUGACGUCCAAUGCGUUUGGAUACUUAAGGUGUACGAUUGACUGUGAGGCUCGAGAUGAAAGAAUGAUUAUGCAUGGGCUCGUUUUGCGGGCAAGAUCAUGGCGAUGAUGUUUCCCCAUGGGCUGCCGGCGUCGUGCGUGUCAGGGUGUGUUGCAUGGAUUGCUUGGGAGCGCCUUUGCGUCGGAAUGCGCAGUUAGCUUAGCAUGCCUCCCAAGGUACUCGCUGGGAGUUAUUGGGCGUUAUUGGAUUGGAGAGGCGCUCGUUGUGGGGCCUGUCAGGGCGGGUUGUCGCCGACAACAUUGACAGCGCGGGCCCGUUGCCUUUUUGAGGUGUAGUAUCGUCAAGCUAUGUGAAUCACUGCCAGCAAGUAAAACGCGUUUUGUUUUAUGCAUUUCCAUGAGGGCUGUACAUGUCUGAUAAGUUUUAGGGCAGCAUCGCCCAGCAGGCCCCGAUGGUAUGCCCGACGAUGGUGAAACCAAGGGGCAUGCUGUUUGUUGCUGUGAGGGUUACGGCUGUUGUUUGAAGGGCUUAAGUAUGCCUGGAUGGAGGGCUGAGGGGCAAGAAGGACCUACCAACAAAUGAUGGAUUGUCGUAUAUCUUAUAAUCCCCAUUUUGUGGCACGACCGGUCAUCGGUCAUCACAUGUACAUACAGUUCAACGUGUGUACGCCGGGUCGUGUGUCGUGCAUACGUCUUUGCUCAUGCGGGUGGCGUUGGUGGCCAUGCGAAUCACACACAUGCAUGUUUAGGCGAGGAAAACGGACCAGAUGCGGCUCAGGGCAUGUAAUGCGAUAGCCAUAGCGAAUGAGCUUGCCCCUUGUUGAGUUGUCCACUGAGACGAAAUAGGUGGAUCAGUGUGUCGUCGGGAUAGAUGCCAUCCGGUUGAGCAGGGAUUAUUUGGAUAUCGGAGGACUGGAGGACGGCAUAGGCGUUUAUUUGGUUUAUACGGAAACGGUCGAUCGUACAGCUUCGUUUCAUUGUGAAGCCCAGGAUUCUAAAAACAAAUGCUCUGGGGUUCAUAAGGGUUUGAUUGGUAGUGUGUUAACAAACGCGGUCGCGAGGACGCGUAUGUAGGAUUUCAUGCCGUGCCGAGAAUAAAGGGAAUGGGAUGGUGUUGUAUUGCAUGGCCCAGGAGGGGUGAGUUUCUGCUGCCGCUGGCACAAUGGCAUCUCGGCUGCCGUACACGGAUUGUACGUGCUGGAUUUACUUGACGAAUGUUACGGUGCUUCGAACUACCUCCCAAUUUAAAAGUUUGAACAC